AGCAACUGCAUCAAGACCUCCAAGUACAACAUCGUCACCUUCCUGCCUGUCAAUCUCUUCGAGCAGUUCCAGGAAGUGGCCAAUACCUAUUUCCUGUUCCUCCUCAUCCUGCAGCUGAUCCCGCAGAUCUCUUCACUCUCCUGGUUCACCACCAUCGUGCCUUUGGUUCUUGUCUUAACCAUCACAGCUGUCAAAGAUGCCACCGACGACUAUUUCCGCCAUAAAAGCGACAACCAGGUGAACAACCGGCAGUCUCAGGUGCUGAUCGGCGGAGUCCUCCGGCAGGAGCAGUGGAUGAACGUCCGUGUCGGAGACAUCAUCAAGUUGGAGAACAACCAGUUCGUGGCGGCUGACCUCCUCCUCCUCUCCAGCAGCGAACCCCAUGGGUUGUGCUACAUAGAGACCGCGGAGCUGGACGGAGAGACCAACAUGAAGGUGCGGCAGGCCAUCCCCGUCACCUCAGAGCUGGGUGACACCAGCAAGCUGGCUCGGUUUGACGGUGAGGUGAUCUGUGAACCCCCCAACAACAAGCUGGAUAAGUUUGGCGGGACGCUGUACUGGAAGGAGAGCAAGUACCCCCUGAGCAACCAGAACAUGCUGCUGCGAGGCUGCGUCCUGCGCAACACCGAGUGGUGCUUUGGCCUCGUCGUCUUUGCAGGGCCCGACACAAAACUGAUGCAGAACAGCGGCCGGACGAAGUUUAAGCGGACGAGCAUUGAUCGGCUGAUGAACACGCUGGUGCUCUGGAUCUUCGGGUUCCUGGUGUGCAUGGGGGUGAUCCUGGCCAUCGGCAACGCCAUCUGGGAGCACGAGGUGGGCGUCUGCUUCCAGAUCUACCUGCCCUGGGACGAGGGGGUGCACAGUGCCUUCUUCUCUGGCUUCCUCUCCUUCUGGUCCUACAUCAUCAUCCUCAACACUGUGGUGCCCAUCUCGCUCUAUGUGAGGUAG
Phaethon lepturus (White-tailed tropicbird) is the source of this 948-nucleotide messenger RNA. Its product is annotated as phospholipid-transporting ATPase ID-like. Gene Ontology annotation, cellular component: plasma membrane. Gene Ontology annotation, biological process: Golgi organization; phospholipid translocation. NCBI's taxonomy places the organism in Eukaryota, Metazoa, Chordata, Aves, Phaethontiformes, Phaethontidae. Gene Ontology annotation, molecular function: ATPase-coupled intramembrane lipid carrier activity. The annotation marks the transcript as partial. The transcript has 9 exons. The record is from RefSeq and is a predicted model, not a curated record.